GGAAGUGGACGGUCCCUGACAACGCAUCGAAUGGCAACGAACGAAGGUUAGACCCUAGGGCUACGAAUCGAAUCGAAUCGAAUCUGGACUGGACCGGACCGGACCGGACCGGACUGGACUCGAAGGCUCCUGACCUCGUUACGAUCGUCCUCGAUAACAUGCGGUUGAUCGGUGUCGAGGAUCGAUCCGAAAGCACUGCUCUCCUCGCCUUGCAGCGUCCAAGCAAUGCGGAAAUUAAAGAGGAAAUCUACCACCACCGCCGGUAGCCAGGGACACACGGAUGUACCUACAUUCAACAUAUUAUACAUACGUACAUUGAUUUCUACGCGUCACUCGAGACUGUCAUUCGAUGGAUCGGUUAACUUUUUAGUCACGAGCAAACCGCGACCCUCAAACUUUCUACCACCAGAUUCGUUCGUGUGCCUACCUGUUGUUCCACAUCCGAUCGAAUAUACCACCCUGAAAAUUGCUAUCUUCUUGCACGUUUAUGUUCCUCGCCCCAACUGUUGUGUUCUUUCUAUUCUGUUUCCCCCCUUUCCGUUUCGUUUUCGUUGCCUUUGAUCUACUUUGCCACGAGGCGCACUUGUCUUUACUUCUACAGUCAAGAUUAGUCUUAAAAACGUAUUAAAAACAAAGAGCGUAUUUUAAGGUCUUUGCGACAAAAGGGGAAGCCCACGUUUAUAAUUAAUACGUUCUGUCCCACGAUGGAUGAAAAGCGUGGUUGCAUGUUGCGUGUCGUGCGGCGGCCGACCAGAAAGCUGGACGACGAGGUCGAGGCGAGCCGAGCCGAGCCGAGUCUGGCCGAGCCGAACCGAGACGACGCGAGUCGAACCGAGCCGAACCACCAACGCAUGCAAUUCCGUGAUGGUGGCAGUCUAGCACGAGCCGCCGCUCAGGAGACACCCGUAGGGGACUUGCUUGUUUCAAGUGAAUGAACAAGAGAAGAUGCCUGGCCACCGUCAGCCUAACUCCUUAGAGGGGCUUAGUUUGGGACGUGUGUGUCAACAACUCGACGGGACGUGCCGACGUCUGCAGGUGCUUUCGCAAGAUUCAUCCGCAGUGCAAGUGUUGGCAUAUGCGAAGCAGACAAUCAGACCUUAUUACAUAAAUGCUUUACCAGCACGUUUGCGAUCUCAAGUCGUAGAAGAAACUUCAAAAAUGUUGUAUGGACCUGCAUCCGAUGGAUCUACAUUAAUUUCUGGGCCAGCUCCUUUGUAUCUAUUGGCCCUUCUUCUCGGGCACGAUAUAAAGCAGUUGAAAGUGAAUCUUUGUUGCUACUACGGAUGUAGUCAUCAGACAUCGUUAUUAAAACUGCUUGCAUCGGAAGGAAUCGGAUUAGAAUCUUUGGAAUUGGCUCGAUCUGCUCUGCUAAGAUUAGAUUGCAAAUUACUAAGAUCCGCACUUAUGAAUAUGAAAAAUCUGAUGAGUCUGACGCUUCGUAACAUAGCCAGCGACGCGGUGCUUCAAGUUGUGGGAAAAGCUUGUCCAAAGCUAGUAAUUUUGGAUGUUGCUUGUUCCAGACAAGUAACGGACGUAGGAUUGAAGCAAUUAUUGUUACAAGUAGAACUUAGAGAUAAAGUGUCUCAUACUGCGAUGCAAGAACCUACCAGCUGGUCUCGUCUAAAAACAUUACUCUCAAAGUUAAAAAUGAGGAAUUCUAAAUCGGAAAAGAAGGAAAAACAUGGGGUAUUGUUAGAAUAUUACGAAAGCAGAAACUUUCUUUGCGACACGCUCAGAGUACUUAAUGUUGCCAAUACUGGAGUGACCAGUGCAGGGGUACUUUUGGCUCUAGUGCAUGUUCCACGAUUGGAAUCCUUGGCAGAGUAUAGUCAUAUGGGACGAGUGGUGGAGAUCAUGAACAAAGGACUCGUUGGAUUUAAAACUCCAUUUAGUCUAACACAAGCAAGAAGUUGCAGAACCACUCCAAUCCGUUUAGAACUUUUAGCACAAGCAUGUCCAAAAGUGGAAAAAUUACACAUCUCCGAACCUUAUCAUCCACCCGAAGCUUUACGACUAUUUCCUUACAUUACGUCUCUAAGCGUGCAUAGUAUACCGCCUCAAAGGGAAUGGUUAGAUGGUUUCUAUGACUAUCUUCGUACGAACGGUCACAACUUGCGUGAACUUAAUCUCCGAAUAACCCAACACGAAAAUCUUAUACAAGUGGACUUGAAAGAAAUUUUUGGUAGUUGCUGCAAUCUCAGAACAUUCACUAACGACGGUUCGAAUACAAUUUGGAGCGAAGGACCUGACCCCCCGCCACUAAAAUAUUUAAAAAAAAUUCAAUUGGGACGCAUAGUAAGUGCUGUUGCUAUAACAAAAAUUCUUUUGUUAGCGCCGCAGUUGACGGCGCUUCAUGUUCAUAGUUGUUUCGAUCUCACAAACGAACAUUUGGAAAAGUUAUUGAGUGCGACGAGCAAGCACAGACAGCCAAGAAAGUCUGAUAAAUGUGAAAAUAGUUUAGUACAAAACCUGACAUGUUUUUAUAUAUAUGAGGCCAGUAAAGUGUCCGCAACAACUGUGCUAAAUAUGUUUAAAAACUGUAAAAGACUGCGAAAAAUUGGAAAUUUAGCUAAUUGGGGUUUAGAUUGCGAGGGCGUCAGAAUGCUAAGAACAACACUGACUCGGGCAAAUUUGGACAUGGACCUGUGUCCAGGAGCACAUUGGUUUUGGAGUAAUUGUAUCGAGUAACAGGCAUUUUACACCUACUAUACUAAUAAAUCUAGCUCCUUAAGAAUUCAGUCCAUGGAACUAUCAACUGCCAUUUAAUUAAAAUCUGUUAUCCUUUAAUAGACUGUAAGGUUGUCAGUAUUAAAAAUUACAUUAAUAAAUAUAAAACAAUUUGUAUUUGAGAAAACGCAGAAAAUGUUAUACAUUUAGGUAAACAUAAAUUUAAAGGAAAAAAAAAAACAAAAAACAAAAAACGAAAAAAAUAAUGAUAAUAAUAAUU
Messenger RNA from Colletes gigas, 2947 nucleotides. RefSeq lists its product as uncharacterized. The transcript is spliced from 2 exons. The record is from RefSeq and is a predicted model, not a curated record. Gene Ontology annotation, biological process: SCF-dependent proteasomal ubiquitin-dependent protein catabolic process. Gene Ontology annotation, cellular component: SCF ubiquitin ligase complex. The coding region runs from base 946 to 2688 and encodes 580 amino acids. Lineage: Eukaryota; Metazoa; Arthropoda; Insecta; Hymenoptera; Colletidae.